GUGAACAAGAGGCAUAGGGCCACCUGCAGGAAGACUGAGAGGAGGGAAGGAGGAAGGCUGGCUUUGGCAGGGAGGGGAGGCAGGAGCAGAGGGAGCCAGAGGAUCGGUUCAGGCAGUGAGAGAGGGCAGCCCCACUCUAUUUCCCAGGCUGCUCUCUGGAUGCAGGCAGGAAGGUUGAGUGUAUUACACUGGCCCCACCUCCAGAGGCUCUCUCUGCAGCCGCUGGACUGGACACAAAGCGUGAGAGACAGAGACACCAUCUCUGCUGAUUUGUACCUAACUGGUUCCUGUUGCUGAGAGCCCACGUGUCACAGAAGCCAGGGCAGAGGCCCCACACUGCUGUCUGCAUUUCCCAGGUAUCCUGAGCCAAGCAGGAUACUCCUCCUCAGAGGAGCAGGCAAUAGAAGCGCCUGAACAUCAUGGCACAAGUGGACUCCCAGGACAGGUGGGGAGAGGGGUCUCCUCUCAGCAGCUUGACUGAGGAGGCUCAUGACACCCAGAUGCUGAGCAUGAACUUAGAGAGUGACGAUGAAGAUGGUGGGGAGGCCGAAAAAGAGGGCACCGCUGACCCGUUGGCCUGUCCAAGGGGCAGCUCCCCAGUAACACACGAAAAUCCUGACUUGCCAUGGCCCCAUCCACUGGGCAAAGAGGAAGAGAAAUUCUCUGACUCCUCCAGUGCUGGGGGCAUGGGGCAGAAACCAGUGGAAAUGUCUGGGAAAGCCAGUUGGAACAGAGAUGUGACAAAGAUCAAGGAGACCCAGGGUUCCCCGGGAGCAAGCAGAGCUCUGGGUACCCUUCCCAGUGGUCUCGCACACAAAUUGUUAGGUCAGAUGCAACCUCUUGGGGACCGACUACCUGCGGGUGAUGAUGGAGACUCGAGGGCAAACCAGGACGCAGUCUUGGAUGUCCCAUCCAGCUUCCCCAGCAAUGGAAAGUAUCUCUGUGCGCACAAAAGUGUAGACACGUGCGCAGGGAACUCUUCUCUGUUGUGUUUCCCCAGGCCGGGGAGCAACUGGGACCUUCCCACGCAAGAGACACAUACACCAGCCCAGGCGUCGGCCACCCCAGCCAGCCUGGCUGCCGCGGUCCUGGCAAAAGCGCGGAACAGCAGGAAAGUACAGAACCAGGCGGGCCGGCGCGAGGGCGGAGAGGCUGAGGCGCGUCCCUACAGGUGCCUGCGGGGCGGGCGGGCCUUUCAGAAGCCCAGCAAGCCGCUGAGCCCCGCGGAGACGCGCGGCGGCGCCGCCAAGCGCUACGCGUGCGAGCUAUGCGGGAAGGCCUACUCCCACCGCGGCACACUCCAGCAGCACAGGCGCCUGCACACGGGCGAGCGGCCCUACCAGUGCUCCUUCUGCGACAAGGCCUACACCUGGUCCUCUGACCACCGGAAGCACAUCCGCACCCACACAGGCGAGAAACCCUACCCGUGUCCAGACUGCGGGAAGGCCUUCGUGCGCUCUUCGGACCUGCGCAAACACCAGCGCAACAUGCACAGCAACAAUAAGCCCUUCCCGUGCUCCGAGUGCGGCCUGACCUUCAACAAGCCGCUGUCGCUGCUGCGCCACCAGCGCACGCACCUGGGCGCCAAGCCCUUCCGCUGCCCCGCCUGCGACCGGGAGUUCGCUGUGGCCAGCCGCAUGGUGGAGCACCAGCGCGUGCACUCGGGCGAGCGGCCCUUCCCCUGCCCCACCUGCGGCAAGUGCUUCACCAAGUCCUCCAAUCUGUCCGAGCACCAGACGCUGCACACCGGCCAGAGGCCUUUCAAGUGCGCUGACUGCGGCGUGGCCUUCGCGCAGCCCUCGCGCCUCGUGCGCCACCAGCGCAUCCACACUGGCGAGAGGCCCUUUCCUUGCACGCAGUGUGGCCAGGCCUUUGCCCGCUCUUCGACCCUGAAGCGGCACCAACAGAUCCACUCCGGGGAGAAGGGAUUCCUCUGUGCCGAGUGCGGCAGGGCCUUCCGCAUUGCCUCUGAGUUGGCCCAGCACAUACGAAUGCACAACGGAGAGAGGCCCUACCAGUGUGAGGACUGCGGCCAGGCCUUCACCAGGUCCAAUCACCUCCAACGACACCGAGCCAAGCACGGCACCUGCAAGAAGGAGCCCAUCCUUUCCUCCUCUGACGAGUGAAGAUAGCAUCGUCGACCUCACUACUUGGAACCUUCCCAGGUGGGCCCACUCACAUGGUAUUGCCAGCCUCACUGGUCAGCCUCGCCUCCCAGCAGGUCGCGGGUCAUGAGUGGUCCAUUUGAUUAUUUAUUUGAUCCCUUGAACAGAAAGUCACCACCGAGAGAGCACCCAGGUGGGUGGUUUCACAUCAGUGGUUCUGAGUGUCCGAGGUCAUAAGCAAUUGGAAAAGGGAAAGACAAAGUAGUGGGAGCUGAUCAAACGUUGAGUUCCUUGGGUUGGGGAACCUGAAUCAAUCAGAAACUGCUUCUAGAAUUACAUGCUGGGCACUGGGCCGGGCUCCAGGGAUAAGGUGGGGAAAAAGACUAACCUGUCCUACCCUCAAAGCCAAAUGCAAAUACUGAAAAGAAGGCCUGAGGGGCUGGUCCUCUUUAGAGAAAGAUGCUUUUUGGUUUUUAUAUAAAUAAAGGAAUCCCCAGAAGUGGUCCCUAUGAUGAACUCCCCCAAAGCAAUGCCGUUUUUGGAGGAACUCAAACCCAGUCCAACAUCCCAUCAUUUCACUUGACUGCAGAGAUGGCUUUACCCUUAGGAUAUAUCUUUAUGAGUCUUGGCUUUGAAGUGGAGAAGGGCUUUAUCUUAGAGAAGGUGGUUUAUGUCAUAUUCCAGUUAUUCUAGAAGUUCAGGACAGCCUUAGCAUCUGAAAAAGAAGCCCAUUCCUCUUUAUAGUGGAAUUUAGUAAGUAGAUCUAACCCGAGUCUCACCCACAGAAUUCAUAUAAAUUCAUAUAUGCCUUCUCUCUGGCUGCCUCUUUUCCUGUUUGCACUCUGAGGGCUUAAGUCAUAUGUGAUAUUUACAAAGCAAUUGGCCCAUUUACAGAGAGACAUAUAUAAUUUCUCCACAAAGCCUUGACCAUGGUUCAUGAAACCGUUUGGGUUCAUUUAAAUUUGUCUGAAUCAUUAGUCUUGACUUGAAGUGAACAAAACACCCUUUGCCCAAGUGCCAUUGGCUUGUCUGCAUUUCAAAAUCAUUAAAACCAGGUAUGGAAGCCUACGUGCUCACAGUUAUCUAAUGAGGUUAUUUCAAAGUUUGCAUUACUAACAGCCAUUCUGCAAAGUGUAUUGAUGUGUAUAGUGAUCUGUAUAAAGUCAGUAGUUCUUAGCUGAACCUCAACUGUGAGGAAUCUAUGACUCCACAGAUGUCCUUGGUGCACAUAGGCAAACGGCACUUCUCAUCUUACUGAAGUUAAAUAAGAUAUUCCAUAAGAAGGUAUAGUGCCCUUUUUGGGGGAGUACCUUUAGUAUAUUCCUAAAAUUGCCACCAAAGAAUGCCAAAUCUGAAUUUCUCUUGGUUUCCACCUGAUUUGGAACUAGAGUGUGACCUCUAAAUAGCAUUCUCAUGACACAUGGGGGCGCCAAAGAGAAGUAAGAGAGAUAGCUAGAUAGCUAGAUAGUCUUGUGUCUUGUUUGACCAAGGUAACCGUAAUAAAAGAGUCCAUCCCCAUCCUUUACUGUUGAUGUGACCUUGGGCUUCAGUUUCUGCAUCUGCAUUGGCAAAAUAGAAGUCAUAGUAGUAGGUAAAAGUUAGAGUGAUCCUACUAUAUGACGGAAACUUUGGCUGGAUGCAAGAGCUUUAAAUUGGUAGAAAAGUCACAAGAUGAGCUUGUGACUAUGAAGAGAGCAAAAGCUAACUUUUUUUUCCUAGAUAAUCAAUAAAAUAGUUGAAGACUGAAGGAUUACUCCUUUUCAUUGUAUCCUUUCUUGAAGAUGGUCAUUAGUAUAGUUUUUACAAAUUAAAAAAUUUGGUUUUGUUUUAUAAUUUUUAUGGAGUUGUUCGCCAAAACCUGGUUGCAUAGGAGUCACCUGCGCUGUUUGUUAACCAUAUAACUUUCUGAACCCUAACCUUGAAUACUGAUAAAGGUCUGCAGUGUGGUAUCUAGGUAUGGCUUCCACAUGGGCAUAGCUUUGGAGAAGGAGUGAGCGUACUUGUUAAUAGGCAGAAACGCUGGAUUUGCUUGUGCUGGGUAUCUUUGGUGCUGUAUACUAUGUUUCUGGAAUAUAAGGGGUAGAAUGUACUGAACAGGUCCAAGAGAAGUUCAUUAGUCCUUCAGGCCUUUCACAAAACAACUCAGAUUUUAAGGAAAAUUGUCCCAACCAGUCUUUUCUCACAACAACUGCCAGGGUCAUUCUGAGUAGGUAUUAGAGAAGAAAGGAAUCCCAUUGGAACCAGUAGUCACAGAUCACUGGACCAGACAGUGGUACACAAGUAGAAGGCAACAGUACAUGGAGUGGACAAAAGAGAAGCCAACCAGCUGUGAGGUGGCUUGGGGCAAAUUCUGCCCAGUAGAGUCUGUCCAUUCAGAGUAGGGGUAGUUGAGUCACAUCUUUGGAGAAGAAUCAAUGCUUGAAGACAGGUUAUUCUGUCUUGCAUUUGUGCCCCAAAUUAUGCCGAGCUACUUUCUGGUUUUCUGUUAACCUACUGUACAUCACAGCAGACAAUCUUAUUUCUCUAUUAUGUAAUUAAAAAUCAGGGUAAAGCCAGGUGUGGUGGCUCAUUCCUGUAAUCCCAGCACUUUGGGAGGCCAAGGUGGGAGGAUUGCUUGAUCCCAGGAGUUUGAGACUAGCCUGGGCAACAUAGUGACACCCCCAUCCCUUUAAAAAAAAAUUUAAAAAUGAGCCAGGUUGGCCAGGUGCGGUGGCUCAUGCCUAUAAUCCCAGCACUUUGGGAGGCUGAGGUGGGUGAAUCACCUGAGGUCAGGAAUUCGAGACCAGACUGGCCAACAUGGUAAAACCCCAUCUCUACUAAAAUUACAAAAAUUAGCUGAGCAUGGUGGCAGGCGCCUGUAAUCUCAGCUACUCGGGAGGCUGAGGCAGGAGAAUCACUUGAACCCAGGAGGUGGAGGUUGCAGUGAGCCAGGAUCACACCAUUGCACUCCAGCCAGGGUGACAAGAGUGAAAUUCCAUCUCAAAAAAUAACAACAAAAAAAAUGAGCUAGGCGUGGUGGCACACACACAUAGUCCCAGCUACUGGGGAAGCUGAGGCAAGAUGAUUACUUGAGCCUAAGAGGUGGCAGCCGCAGUGAGCUGUGAUCAUGCCACUGCAAUUCAGCCUGAGUGACAGAGUGAGAUGCUGUCUCAAAAUAAAUAAAUAAAAUAAAAUAAGGGCAGGGCCUUCUUCGUGACAAAAAGAAUUUAAAGCUUCUCUCUGGGUUAAUGCUGUUUCCACAGUACAGGUUGCCAAAAUUAAUUUGAAUAUACCCAGUAAAAAUGUUCAUUUAUAAGUUUCCACUUAAUAAAAAUUCCCCUGAUGGGUUCACCAGUCUAUGGUGCUCAUGACUUGUAUUCUUUAGAUCAUAAUGAUAAUAGCCAACACUUACAUUGUGUUCAGUUUGUGCCAGGAACUGUUCUAAAUGUUUUAUAUAUGUUAACUGUUUUUUAAAGCAAACUUAUGGUGAUUCUUAUCCCCAUUUUUUUAAGAUUAGGAAAUCAAGGGAGAAAGAUACCACAGCUAGAAAGUGGCUGGCACAGUAAUGAUGUGACAUUUAGACAUGCUUGCUCCAGAGACUGUUCACAGGGCCAACUGCCUCUGUUUGGAAUGGAGUCGUUGAUGUGCAUUUUUAAAGUGGAUGACAAUAAAUUCAAUUUAAACGAUGAUAAAAAUUGAAACACAGCACAGCAGAAAUCAUGGCAUGACUCAGGAACAAAGACCUGUGAAUGACUUAAUGGAUCUGGGAGAGUCUGGGUUGGCAGCUCUUAAUCAUUGAUGCCUUGGAAACUGUCAAUAACCUAGCCAGGGGGAAUAAAUUGGAGUUAAAGGAGUAAUACUUCCUUGAAGGCCCACUGUUGUUUCAUAUCACUGGCUAAAGAAACAUUCUGUGCCUGUGCCUUACACAGAAAAAUAUACCAGCAGUUAAUCUUGGCAGUCAACAUUUACACACUCUAUACUCUAAAUGCAUGCACAUUGAAAAGCUAUAUUAACCUGAUAUGAACACAAUAGAUCACCCAGGAAUUCCAACUAGAGCUUAAAAAAUCUUGCUUGGAAGAAAAUUUUGUGUAAAGCAUUAGUUUAAUUGCCAGAACACUCAAGCAGAUGUCAUUGCUAGACUCAGAACUAGAAUACGAACUACAAACUCCAUGACCCAUGAACAUAUUGCCAAAGAUGGAGUGACUCAAUGUUUCAUCAAACCAGAAGAGGGCAGCUGUUUAAGUUGACAGGAAAGCUCAUUUUUAACAUCAAUUUCCCUCUUUCCAUUCUGCAUUAAACCAUGCCAGUACAAUUUUUCCACUGUCUAGAUAAUGUUUUUAUCUCUCUCUCUCUCCUCCUCAUUUUUCUCCUUAACCACCCCCACCCUACAACUUUCAGUCAAAUUGGUUCAGAGUUUCACUGUUUAGGAGUGUCAGGAACUCAGCAGAUUGGUUCAGCAAAUGAAUAGAACUGCUAUAAAAUAUAAGUUAUCACUAAGAUUUAAAGAAAAACACCUCUUGCUAAAAACAAAGACUACAUGGAGGAGGCCAAAAACAGGGAUAGAGGGAAUCUCUUGUGGUAGUUCAGAUGAAGUCAAGGACAAGUGGGGACAGAGGUAAGAUGAGAAGAUGCCAGAGAUUUCAGGGGUGGAGUUAAUAAGGCUUGGUGAAAGGAUAAAAAUAGCUACCAUUUAGUGAACACUUUUUAGGGAUUGGGCACUACAUUCAUUAUCUCAAUUAAUUCCUACAAUAAUCUGUUAUGAAAGGUCCUUGAAAAAUAUUCCCACAUGGGGUCUGCAACAAUUUUCCUUUCCAGGAACGCAAUCAAGAUUAAUAGGUCAUGCUAUUGUCUGUUAUUGUUAAGCAAAGGUCAAUAAGGUCUACGUGUCCUCUCUAAGAAUAGGCUGCCUGUCUGCAACAAGGAGAAUAUGUAGCAAAUUUCUUGCCUUUUGGUUUAGAAGUUAUGCCUGCUUACAUUUUUAUUUUUCAUCAUCACUGUGGUGGCUUUAAAAAUGUGUUCACAAAUUCUUUGACAUACCUCCCUUCAAGAGUGGAGCCUAGUUUCCUUCCCUUUUAGUGUGGGCUGGACUUAGUGACUCGGUUCUAAUGGAUAGAAUAAAGCAGAAGUGAUGGUGUGUGACUUUGGAGGCUAGGCAUAAAAAGUACUGUGGCUUCCAUAGGAUACUUUGUUUCUCUUUCUCUCUCUUUUUCCCUCAUUCACUUGCUCUGGCAGAAGACAGCCACCAUGUCAUGAGUAGCCUUGUAGAGAGGCCCUGUGCUGAGGAACUGGGUGUUCCACCAACAGCCACAUCAGUGAACUUGUAAGUGGAUCCUCUAUCCCCAGUCAAGAGUUCAGUUGACUGGAGACCUGGCUGACUACUUGAUUGAAACCUCAUGAAAGACCAACAGCCAGAAUUGUGCAGCUAAGUGGCUCUCAAAUUACUGAUCCUUGGAAACUGUAAAAUAAUAAAUACUUGUUUUUUUUAAGAUGUUGAAUUUUGGUUGGUAAUUUGUAAUGCCACAGUAGAUAACAAUAAUAUAAAGAACAACUUCCUCCUAACGAGUAAGAGACUAGUCACCACAAGCCCUGAUUUCUACCUUAAGUAAAUUGCCAGAAGGUUUGGAAACAUGUCUGCUGCCUCUUGCCACAUUCUCUCCAAUGGCCACCCACUAAGGCUGGUUGAGGCCCAGUUGUUGCAUAGGUACCCUUGUGUAAUCUGUCCCAUUGCCAAGUGAGCCUUAAUAGCUCCAGGGCCCAGGAAGAGGGAGCCUUUGAGAAGGGGGCAGAAAUACGUGGACACCAGUAUCACAUCUGAUAAGGAAUUGUAAGUAUGAAUCCCUUUUGGUCACUCUCUUUCUUGGUAUAUUUCAAUUCUUAAUUCAAAGAUAAGUAAAUUAAUGUAUGGUCUUUCCUAGAAAGGGGAGAAAUUCGUAGUUCUCCAGAGCCUAAAACACAGUCCUUUGAGGGCAAUAUUAUAAUAUUAUCCCCAUUUUGCAGAAAAGGAAACACCAUGCAAAGGAUUACUGCCAGUAAAAUUACAAAUGUGAAGGAAAGCAUUUAUUACAAGUAUACUAAAGAUGGUGCUUUUGUAUUGAUAUACCAGUCCUGAGAAAAGUAGUAAAGAACUAAGGAUAAGGAUGAAAUUAGAGUGAGUCUGAAAAUCACUCCAGAGUUUCCAAAAUGCUAUAACCAAUUAGAUCUGCAGCUGUUUCCUAAAUCUUCAUGAUGAAAAUGCUUCUGAACCUUUUCUUGAAUCACAAGCUACUUGAGAAUCCAAUAAAAGCUGCGGACCCUAUCAAAAACCCCUCAUUACUGAUGUUUUGUGUUACAAUUUCAAGGAGUCACAGGCCUCCUGAAGCCCAUCAACUGGCCUAAAAUAAAGAUUCUCUUUUGAAUUCCACUUCCAAAUAUGUCUCGAGCACCAAAACCCAGGAACUGAAGUCAGUUAUAAUAGCAAAAGGGCUAACACAGACUUGCAAAGUAAGCCCUAUCAAAGACUAUCUUUUGGAUAAUUUUUAAAAGAGAAAAACAAGCAAGGUAACUAAGACAGCUUAUACUCCAAAGGGGUAAACAAAUUUCUUCAAAUACUGAAAUGAAUGUAUUGCUGAUACAGGAAAUCAGUCAUGUUAUGUCUUAUAAAUGUAACGAUUACUCUUGGAAUAUAUAAAUGGUAUAUGUAGUUUGAAAAAUCAUCCAAAUAAGUAUUGUCACAGCUUUUAAGAAAAAUAAAUACUUUCUUUUGAAAAGUACAAAUAAUUAAUGACAAAGAUAAACCAGACUGCAAAUGGACUUGAGGAAAGAGGCUACAUUUACAUUCAGAACUGCAUGCCAGCCAUCACAGGGAUUGCAAUUACGGAAAACUUCAAUAAAGACUAGUCCUUAAGAAACCAAGUAGAACACCAGAUUAUGAAAAUGGCUUGGCUCCUUGA
Messenger RNA from Pan troglodytes (chimpanzee), 9013 nucleotides. RefSeq names its product zinc finger protein 648 (gene ZNF648). Gene Ontology annotation, biological process: regulation of transcription by RNA polymerase II. Gene Ontology annotation, cellular component: chromatin; transcription regulator complex; PcG protein complex. The coding region runs from base 420 to 2126 and encodes 568 amino acids. Gene Ontology annotation, molecular function: DNA-binding transcription factor activity, RNA polymerase II-specific; RNA polymerase II cis-regulatory region sequence-specific DNA binding. The transcript has 2 exons. Lineage: Eukaryota; Metazoa; Chordata; Mammalia; Primates; Hominidae. The record is from RefSeq and is a predicted model, not a curated record.